AUGUCACGUGCUCAGUUUUCGGCAUCCCCAAACUUUUCGUGUUGGAAGAUCCAAGACAAGGUGUGUAACGGCCCAACCAUGCGUUCCUCACUGCGAUUGUUGAACCUGGAGGUUCCUGCCUCUCAGUGGUCAAGAACUCUCUAUGUAUGUUCAGUUUGCAGACACGAAGCGCGCCCACGCCCGUUCGUUGCCCGUCAAUUUUUGCGCCAUGCCUCCGACUCGACCCCGAUCACAGAACGUGUGCGCCGAAAGCUCUGGGGUACCGACAAUCCGCCAGGCUUGAAGGAUCCAUAUGGAGGGGAGGGUGUCUUUGAGAGGAAGUUCAAGAGAGGCCAAUCCGCGCCACAGGAGAAUGAACCAGAAUCUGCGACAGAGGUUGCGGAGGAUGCUGUAUCUGAGGAUUCCUCUUAUGAACCCGCGACAACAUGGGAGGGUCUUCAGCGUGUUGGACAUUUGGGGACAUGGAGUGACUUGCCUCCCACGAAGGCUGAUGCAUACACUUCCUUCUCUCUCAACCGUCGACUCACAAAACCGGUUCACUUCUCCCUAGCUGCCCACCAAACCGCAGUUGAACUCUCCUUGCUGCAUACGCUGAAGAAGCCACUCACGAACAUCUGCGACGUGAUUGAACACGAACAGCCUGUCUUCAAAUUGAUCAGGAACUGCAAGAUCCAGCCAAGGUCCAGCGACCAGUGGGACUCCGCUGUUGUAUACCCGGACAAGGAAACCGAGGAGGCCCUUGUCUAUAUCUUCGAGCAGAUUGGCGGAGCUCAGGAAGCUGCUGCGGAAGUCGCUACGGAAGUCGCCCCUGAAACGGCAGAGGAUGCUGAAUUAGCCGAAAUCGAGGCCGCCGAAGCCGAGGACGCCGAGUACGAGGAAGAAGUCCCCUCGACUCCGUCGCCGCCUUUCUUUGGAUAUCGAGAUGUCAAGGAUAAGGGCUAUCUGGAUCUGUCUCUGAAUGACCCAAUCACGAAGUUUGCUUUCCUGAAAAGAUUCUCGCAACUGACUGGUCACUUUUUCCCCGAUCCGGUCAUCCAUCAAAUCUCCUCAGUUCAGCACGUCAUGAAGCAUGUACUCGCUGAACAGAACCCCAAACCCAAGAAACUGGCAGACUUCCUCGUAGCCGACGCGAGUCUCCAGAGUUUACCGAACGUCAAGAUCUUCCCGAAGAAACAGAAGCCUUCGCACAAGGACGAAGAACUUGGUCGGAAAAAGCUUAUCGACGCUGAGCUCCGUGAGAGGGGCCUUAUUUGA
This is a messenger RNA of Aspergillus calidoustus, 1254 nucleotides long. The record is from the annotation of a GenBank genome assembly. Lineage: Eukaryota; Fungi; Ascomycota; Eurotiomycetes; Eurotiales; Aspergillaceae.